This is a messenger RNA of Zasmidium cellare ATCC 36951, 792 nucleotides long. RefSeq lists its product as uncharacterized. Gene Ontology annotation, cellular component: proteasome core complex. The coding region runs from base 1 to 792 and encodes 263 amino acids. NCBI's taxonomy places the organism in Eukaryota, Fungi, Ascomycota, Dothideomycetes, Mycosphaerellales, Mycosphaerellaceae. The record is from RefSeq and is a predicted model, not a curated record. The transcript is spliced from 2 exons.
AUGGCCUCCCUCUUCAACGCCCAGUCGAUGCUCGACCAACCCAGCUACUCAUUCGCACAACAACCCACGAGCCAUUCAGAACCCCGGCAGCACGCUUUCUACCCCUACACCGACAACGGCGGCUCCACCCUCGGAAUCAGCGGCCAGGACUUCGCCAUCCUCGCAGGCGACACCCGAUCCACCUCCGGCUACAACAUCAACACACGCUACGCCCCCAAACUCUUCAAAAUCGGCGGCGACGGCCCCAACAACACCGGCUCGAAAAUCGUCCUCUCCGUCGUGGGUUUCGCCGCAGACGGCCGCGCCCUGAAAGAGCGCCUCGACACCGUCGUCAAGAUGUACAAGUACCAGCACGGCAAGGACAUCUCCGUGGGCGCCUGCGCUCAACGCCUCUCGCAUAUCCUCUACUCGAAGCGAUUCUUCCCCUACUACGUCACGGCGAUUCUGGGCGGCAUUGAUGAGGAGGGCAAGGGUGCGCUGUACAGCUAUGAUCCCGUGGGAUCGUAUGAGCGGGAGCAGUGUCGUGCGGCGGGAGCGGCGAGCUCGUUGAUCAUGCCGUUCUUGGACAACCAGGUGAACCUGAAGAACCAGUACGACGCAGCGCAGCCGCAGGGCUUCGGCAAGGAGCCUCUCAAGCCUCAGCCGCUGCCGAGAGCGCAUGUCGAGCAGCUGGUCAAUGAUGCGUUUACGAGUGCUGUGGAGAGACAUAUUGAGGUUGGUGAUGGGCUGCAGACGAUGAUCAUCACCAAGGAUGGCAUUGAGGAGACGUACGCGCCACUCAAGAAGGAUUAG